UAGACUUGAAAGGCUUGUUAGCGCAGCCUUGAUGAUCUCGACCUGGUCGCACUCACAGCCCAGCAGCCCGUCAUGGGGGACGGUGGUGGCGCUUCCUCGCCAGUGAACUUCCAGAAUGGCACGGGGAGCGAGGCGUCCGACGCACCCGGCUCUGGUGCAGCCGCGUCCGAGCAGUGGAUGGCGGGGAUGAGCCUGGUAAUGGGUUUGAUUGUCCUAUCUAUUGUGUUCGGAAAUAUCUUGGUCAUCGUAGCCAUAGCCAGGACGCAGAGGCUGCAGACGCUCACCAAUGUGUUCAUUGUGUCGCUGGCGAGCGCGGACCUCAUUAUGGGGGUGUUAGUUGUGCCAUUUGGCGCAGCGCUCGCGGUGCGCGGUUCGUGGCUGUAUGGCUCCUUUUUCUGCGAGUUCUGGAUCUCCGUGGAUGUUCUCUGCGUCACCGCCAGCAUCGAGACUCUGUGCGUUAUCGCCAUAGACAGGUAUGUGGCCAUCACAUCACCUUUCCGCUAUCAAAGCUUGUUAACAAAAUCCCGGGCCAAAGCGGUGGUGUGUGUGGUUUGGGCGAUCUCUGCGCUGGUCUCCUUCUUGCCCAUCCUGAUGCACUGGUCUCGGGACAGCGUGGACACAGCCUGCUACGAAGACCCUGAAUGUUGCGACUUUGUCACCAACAGAGCAUAUGCCAUCUCCUCAUCCAUCAUAUCUUUUUACAUUCCUCUCCUGGUUAUGAUAUUUGUUUACGCCCGCGUGUACAGAGAGGCGAAAAAGCAGCUGAGGAAAAUCGACAAGUGCGAGGGCAGGUUUCACAACACCUUAACCGGACUGACCUCCAAGUGCAAGAAGAGGCCGUCUAAGAUCCUGGCGCUCAGGGAGCAGAAAGCGCUUAAAACGCUUGGCAUCAUCAUGGGGACGUUCACUCUAUGCUGGCUUCCCUUCUUCAUAGUUAACGUCGUGAGGGUGUUUUGCGCAGAGGUGGUGGACAAGGACCUUUUCGUUUUCCUGAACUGGCUGGGGUACGUGAACUCUGCCUUUAACCCUAUCAUCUACUGCCGAAGCCCAGAUUUCAGGAAGGCUUUCAAAAGGCUGCUGUGCUGCCCGAGGCAAGCCGACCGCAGGCUGCACAUCAGCUCCUGCGACCUGUCCCGAUGUUCGGGCGGGUUCGUGUCCUCUCUGGAGCCCGGGACGCUGGGAAUGUGGUCAGAUUGCGCCGGCUUGGACAACAGUGACAGUAGUUUGGGGACCGGAAAGCUGUCUCACUCUGAAUCACAGCUGUGAGGUGGAAAAAGUUCAACUUUUAGUUAGGCGGAUUACAACCGCCUCGGGGAAAAAAAAAAAAAAAAAAAAAGAUGGUGAUUAAACGUUUCUUUUUGGAGAAGGUGUGUGCAAGAGCCAUAUCGGAUUUUUUUUAGAUGGGGCCAUUUAAAACUGAAUCAUUUUUGCUCACACACCAGGUGAAAUUACUAGAAACGUAUUUGAAAGACAUUUUUUUAGAAGACAUCGGGAUAAAUAUUCUUUCCAAAAUGCGCACCUAUCUCCAGGCUCAGAGCCGGAUUAGUGUGAAAGAGAUGAUAAGAUUUACCCAGUUAUAGCCUGUCUAUCCUAAAAUUUGAUGGAUACAAAGCUUCUGUGAUAAAUCCUGUUACUUGCGAAUUUGAAAUUCAGUGAAUCUGUGCAUCAGCCAAAGAGCGCACUCACAGUCCUGUGAUUUAUGCCUGAUAUAUACAUAUAUAUAUUUUUUUUUUCAGUUCUAAUUUUGUUCGAUAACCAGUUGACUUCUGUAUUGAUACGUUAUAAGGGGAAGCGGGUAUCCGAUCCUCACUCCAGGUUCGUGCGUAAAAAUUCAUUCAUGACCGCUCAGGCGCACUAUAAGAAACUGUUAUUUAAAGGCACUGGACAAUAGCAAAGCAUUUGUCGGAGUGACUGUACUGCAGUCAUGUAGAGCUCGCGAAGUCUUUUACCUCACAGCCAUCGGCAAGUGCAAUUUGUACGACAGGUAUUUGUUUAUAUUAAACAUUCGUGUAAAAUAGCCUAUUUAUUCCGCGCUGUCUUUUACAACUAAACAAGUAAUUGUGGGGCGGAUUCUAAUGCCCGUUGUACAUAAUGUUUAGUACCCAAGAAGAAUUUGAGCCUCCUUCCUUGUCUUUGGCUUUACAUGCUGUUGUGAGGUGGUGUGUUAAUGUAUGUGAAAAUAAAAAGAAGUUUCGCUGUUUAUUACUGUUUAACACCUCUUUUUAUUGUAUUCUGUUA
Molecule: messenger RNA, 2238 nt
Organism: Archocentrus centrarchus (flier cichlid)
Lineage: Eukaryota; Metazoa; Chordata; Actinopteri; Cichliformes; Cichlidae
Gene: adrb1
Product: adrenoceptor beta 1
Exons: 1
Coding region: 73-1266 (397 amino acids)
Biological process (GO): positive regulation of heart contraction; positive regulation of MAPK cascade; adenylate cyclase-activating adrenergic receptor signaling pathway
Cellular component (GO): plasma membrane
Molecular function (GO): beta1-adrenergic receptor activity
Source: RefSeq, a predicted model, not a curated record